CCUAGUAUCAUAAAUUGUAUAGAAAAAACACCUCCUUUCCCGCCUUUACCGUAAUGAACACAGCGCGCAUUACUGUGCAGUUAGCAACGCCAGCCACUAGACCUAACUCGGCAAGAGAACAAUAAACCACCUCCGCGGAAUCCUACCGCUGCAGCUGUCUCUUUCACAUCGAUGCAAUCCGCAAUCUCUCACCAAGUUUCAUAAUAGCGGGCAGCUCGCUCAAGAGCCAUUAGCCUGUCGGCCUUUUCAUCGGCAAGAACACUUCAGACUGUCAUGUCUUCACCAUACUUCCAAAUAGCCGCGACUCCCCAACCGACAACGAGAACCCGCACUGUCGCUCAGAAAAAAGUCUAUGGGAAGAGAAGAGCAGAUGCACCGAGAGCUGUUUUUGAUCAAAGAAGUCCGGCAAAGUCGCCGGGAACAUUGAGCGUCAAGAAGCACGAGGAAGGGAGCGAUGAAGAUGCUGUGGAGGAUGUGCGGGUGAAGCUCGCGAAGGUAGCCAUCAAGGAGGAGAGCAGACCGAUGAUUCAGAGAACAGAUGAGGAAAUUGGAGAGACAAAGAAGCAGCAACAACCGAAACAGGAAAGGACUGGGGUGGUACAGUCAGUCGAAAGAGUGGAUGUGAGACCUACAUUGGAUCCAAAUACGCCCAUUCGUAACUCGGAACCACGGCAUGAGCAGGAAAACGAGGAACAAAAGCCAGCUCAAUGGAAGAAGACUGAAUCAUUGGAGGAAGGUGCCGCAUCAUCAGAUCCUCGCUACGAAAAAAUGGUCGAGGUCCGAAUCAAUCCCAAUAUCCCUGCAGCAAGAAACCGACGACAGAAUAAGCCGUGCGAAACCUCCGCAAAACCCGAGACGAGGACAACAAAAAAAUCCAGAGCCAAGCCAGGAGCUCGAAUGUCAUCGGGAUGUGUCCUGGAUGAAAUGGUAAAUGAAUAUGUUCGCCCGAUCCUGAACGAAGCGUUGUCCGCGAUUGCGGCGCAGAGCGUCCAGAAGUUCGACUCGUGGGCUGCUCGAGCUGGAAACUUGUUGGAAGUUGUCAAAAUCGCCGAAGGGUCAUAUGGAGAAGUCUACAAGCUUCGACUACGAGAGGAGGUAUGCAAGAACGAGAUGUCCCGGUCCAAGCUCGCACGCCUGAAGGCCUAUGGCGACGGGGUGUUCAAGGUUGUGCCCCUACGGGCUCAGAGCGGGCCAGGCUCGAAGAAGUUUACCAGUAUCGACGAGCUUGUGUCCGAAGUCAAGAUGCUCAAAUAUUUAGAUCCAAUCCCAGGAUUCGCUCGCUUCAGGGAAAUCCACGUGGUCCAGGGCCGGUUUCCCGGUUCGUUCCAGAAAGCUUGGGAUCACUAUAAGAAAACCAAGGACGACUGUUGGAAUCCGAAUCCGUCCAGUAAGCGAGCUUAUCCAGACUCACAAUUGUGGGCGAUUGUGGAAAUGGAUGAUGCUGGUUGUGAGCUGGAGAAAUUUGCAUGGACGUCCAUCUUUCAGAUUUACGAUAUUUUCUGGGGGGUUGCCAUGGCCUUGGCUCGGGCAGAGGAGUACGCAUCAUUCGAGCACCGCGAUCUGCACUUAGGCAACGUCUGUAUUCGAAGUACUCGCGCAGGGGGCUGCAUGGACCCACCCACGAAUGCUGAGAUCAUGAGUCAACCGUACAAAAGUGGCUUCGGAUUUAGCACCCUCGAGACGACCAUCAUAGAUUACUCCCUGUCUCGCGCACAGCUGCAUCUCAGUGAAGAGGUUGAGGCCUUCGAAAUUGCCUCGUCGGACCUCGACAAGAAACAGAUUUUUGACGCGAUCGGGCGGGACGACGAUGAGAUCAUGCUCAGAGACACAUACCGAUACAUGCGCGCUGAACUCUAUCACGGCGAUUCUCGUCAAACCGGAAAGUGCCCGGAUAUCCCGGGCAUUUGGGCAGAAUAUGCGCCCCGGACGAACCUUGUUUGGCUGCUUUUCCUCCUCAAAUCCUUGCUUAAGAACAAAAAAUCUGAGUGCAGCUCGCCACCAGCACCUCGUGAACCCCUUGCUCCACGCUCACUUAACAAGGGUGUUAAAUUGACAUCCGCAUCCAACAACAAGCUUGCGAAGCCACAAACGUUGCCGACGGUGACCUCCGCUCAGACAACUGUCUCUGAUUUGAGGCAAACGCUCGAGGAGAGACUUACUGCGGUUUUGGAACUACUUGAUCUCGAUCAUGGACACGAAGACAUGUGUUGUGCUGCGGAUCUAGUCGCCUACGCCAUUGACUCCCACUGGCUCGAUGAGGAGGAUUUCUUCUGAUUUUGGAAAUGAAUGCAUUUCGGGCUUCAUUUUUUCGCAUUGCGAGGGCGUCGACGCAGCGCUAUUUCAUUUUUCAGCGCUUCUUUUUCCUUUGUAAAUUAAAUACAUAUGGUUGUGGAGUUCCAGGCAGCUUUAAUUUUUCUGGUUCAGAGAUUAACCACUUGGCAUCAGCUACUCCAUUUUACCACUGCUUCAUUGAC
Messenger RNA from Aspergillus saccharolyticus JOP 1030-1, 2474 nucleotides. RefSeq lists its product as uncharacterized. Gene Ontology annotation, molecular function: ATP binding; histone H3T3 kinase activity. Lineage: Eukaryota; Fungi; Ascomycota; Eurotiomycetes; Eurotiales; Aspergillaceae. The coding region runs from base 274 to 2274 and encodes 666 amino acids. The record is from RefSeq and is a predicted model, not a curated record. The transcript is spliced from 4 exons. Gene Ontology annotation, biological process: intracellular signal transduction; protein phosphorylation; mitotic cell cycle. Gene Ontology annotation, cellular component: nucleus; cytoplasm.